Molecule: messenger RNA, 2790 nt
Organism: Apis dorsata (giant honeybee)
Lineage: Eukaryota; Metazoa; Arthropoda; Insecta; Hymenoptera; Apidae
Source: RefSeq, a predicted model, not a curated record
ACGUAAUCUUUACUGAGGAACAAUGUUUGAAGAAUGCGCCAAAAUCUUUCGCAUCUUAUUGGCAAAUUGGAGACGAAGCAAUAGUCAACUUCAUGACAAUGAAUUAAAUAAAAACUUGGAAGAUUUGAUUUUACCGAGCAAUGAAGAUUGGCGUUAUCAAGUCUAUUAUCAACUGGUUGAAUUACAAAGAGAAUCUGAUACCAUUUUUAUAGAAAACAGGGUCAACGAAACUAGAUUGGAAACUGAAACAAAGUUAGAAGUGAAACGUAAGAAAAAUGAGUGGGAAUGGGAGCCAAAGAGAUACGGAUAUAGUUUUAAGGCUAAGCCUAGCCAACAGGAAGGAUUGAAAGGAAAAUCAUCGACGAUCGUCGAUGGUUCAAUGAUAGAAAUGUGCAUCGAACCAGGUUGGCGCCUUAACGAUAUUUUGUUGGCGGCGAAGGUUCUUCGAAAAGCUCAGCCACCUCCAGUAUAUUCAGAUGAGGCUGAGAUGCGUCGUGUAUUCGGGCUUGUUUAUGAUGUUUUUAGAUAUAAAAAGAUAUUCAUUCGAGCUUUGGAAGAUGCAGGUUUUUGGCAACGUAACAGGGCGAUCAAAAAUGAAGAAAAGAUCGUUUGGUUGCUACUAUAUGACAUGCAAGGAAGAAAAUUUUCAAAACCACGAUUUAAUAACACUACUUUUGAAGAACGUGAAAAUAUUUUUAAGGCUGCUGGAUUGACGGAUAUCGACAACGCUCUUUCGGGGAUGAAAAUCCAUCUUGCCGCAAGUAUUUCGCGGCUACGUAUUCGCGGUUCUGCCCUCAAACUUGAUGAAUUGCUACCGAGUCAUUUGCGCGACAUCGAAGGUGUCACUUGGGGCGUACAAACUACUGUCGCUUCUGGAUGGAUAAACACCAUGAAAUUUGUCAACAAGGAAGAAUUUCUAAAAGAAAUGUCGGAACUGAAGUUAAAAUAUUGUGAAACAAAAAAAGAAUCGAUAGAACUUGAAGAAAAUGAGUUUGCAUUCGAUCCUAUUUGCCCGAAAAUAAUUUAUUUGCACGAGAUCAAACGGGAAAUGCUGGCUGUUUCCAAGCUCGUUUGUAAUCAUCGUUUUAUAUUUUUAGAGAGAUCAUUGUGCUUGGGUGCGGCAACAUUGGCACAGGUAAUCCGUAAUUGUAGAUUCUAUGGCCCGGUGAUUUUAACUCAUUCACUAGCACCUCGACAUACCGGAUAUCUGGCCGGGCUAUUGGCCGAUAUUGAAUACGCUGGUAAACUUUUGGUCUUCGGAGCUGGUGAUCGUCGUUGCGAGUACGAAAGCUACCUAAAAGAUCUCGAUGUCACAUUGCAACAAUGUCGCGUUUUUUCCGAAAAAUAUGUGUCUCAUCUUUCGACGAUCGAAUCAGAGAGAGCAACUGUAGUGCUGGCAGUUCCAACGUGUACUUAUACGGGUGUCCGAGAUAUCGUCGAUCUUGCAGUAGCACGAGGAGGAGAUGUAGAUCUUCUUGAAUCAUUGACCAAUAAUUACAUUCACAAUGUUCAUAAUAAAGACAAUAAUAACAAUAAAUAUUACAAGAAUCAGGAACAGUGGCAUAGUUUCUUAUCCGAUCAAAUGUCCACUUUGAAGUAUGCUUUGACUAGGCCUAAUGUACAAUUUCUUAUAUACGAAGUACACACAAUUUUACCAUCGGAAACAACGCAAAUGGUUCGGGAAGUGGUAGACUGCGUUAAUCAGAUGGCCAAGGAAAAAUAUUUUCGUGAAUAUCCGAAAAAAGCUCAAAAAGAAAUGUCAAAAUUGGCAAAAAUGGACAAAGAAUUGCAAAAAAAUGAUAAUAUCUCGAUCUCAAAUAUUAUUAUUCCAGAUACCGAUCUCUUCGAAGUAGGCAAUAUUGAUGACAUUUACGGACAAAAUGUUAGCCACAUGCUAGAUCCAGGAUGUUUUCUUGCGAUAAUAAAACGAAAAGAAAUGAUGCAAUUUGACUCGCUGUUCAUGAUCAAAGUGGCAGAAUCGAAAGAUCUAUUCGGUAUUUCGAAAGUGCAACAACAAUCGAAACAAGAAAUAAACUUAAACCGAGCAGUACAAACCUCGCAAUCAAGCACACGGAAACGUGCAAAACGUAUCAAGGUGGAAAUGGAACGAAUAAUGGCGCACACGUAUUCCUCGUUAUCAAAAACCGGACAAGAAAAUCAAAUUUGUCCACGACAUAAACAUUGCUCCAAUUGGAGCGAAGGAAAUGAAUGUCAGUUCAAUUUUAAAGCAUGGCGAAAAGAAAAAAGAAAUGUAUCUCAUAAACCUUUAUACGUUACUUCAUCCCGACAUAAGGAAUUACAAGGGAUACGUAAAAUAUUUUCGGCGCGAUCUGAAAGUAAUGCAUCUACUUCACAUGACAUACCGAAACACGAUAAAUCUUCUUCUAUAUUGACCAAUUUACUUAGCAUCGAAUCUCUACAACGUCAAGAAUGGAAUCAUACCACUCCAUCGAGUACGAUAUUGAGAUCACCGAUUCUUGCUAGAGCUGUACGUCUUAUUCCAUUAGAGGAUACAAUUAAUAUUGAGGAGUGUGAAGAAAUGAAAAAGCAAACACGAUCAAAAAUGGGUCAUCGAUAUUGGACAUCGAGCAAACCGUCUCGCCUUUUACAUCCUAUUGGAUCUCAUGUGUUCGAUCCGUUUGUUGAUAUAAUUUAGGACAAUCAAAAUUUUAUCAAUAAUCAAGAAUAUUUCAAAGAAUAAAAUUAAAAAUAAAAUAUUGCACAAAAAAGUAAUAUUUGAAAAAAAUUGUAAUGAAAGAUAAUAAAAUAAAAUAAACAAUCUAUAUUGUA